CCCUCGUCACGGUCACGAUCACGAUCACAACAAGAAGCGGAGCUAAAAUCCCUUACCGCCGUCGAGCCCACCGCCGUCGAGCCCAACGCCGUUGAGAACCACUCCCGGAAGCUAAAUCCCUUACUGCCGCAAGUAAUCCAUAACUCUAUUCUCACACAAAAUUCGUUCUCACCACCACCCGUUGUUCUGACCUUAGCUUCCCUCUCCCUCUUUCACAACAAGUUUGAGUUAUUCUCACAACCUAACUCUCCGCCAUAAACUUAUUCAUGCCACCAUAGAGAAUUGGUCACCCUAACUCUCCGAAUCGUGCCACGAAAUCGCUAUUCUACUCGUUUUGAAUCAUGGUCUCGAAGAUAUUUUGAAUUUAAAUUUCCAAGACCGCCAAUUCUAACCUCGUUGUGAUCAUCAAGCUCGUCAUGAUCGACAAGCUCAUCGCCAUCCAUGUUCGUUGCUACCCUUAUAGUUGUCACAUUCAAACGCUGCCUCCAAUAGCUAAGGGAAAGUUCGAAACGCUGAAAGAGGUAUGAGUGGAUAAAGGCAUUGGGGUAAUGUCCGUGGAUAUCAGAUGAGAGAGCUUUUAGUGUCACUUCGGGUGGAGGAAAUUCCGAUAAAGGACUUGUGGGAAGAGAAAUGGUCCGCUAUUCGACCAAACUCAGACGUGCCACCAGCAGCUGCAAAUGUUGAUGGACAGUUAGGGUAACCCAAACUUGCUGGUGUUGAGGUGCUAAUUAGAGGUCAAUUUGCAAAUGGAUACACUUGCUAAUUCCAGUAAAAGUGGGAACUGGAAGCGGAAAGAAUUGUGGUUUCUUGUGAUUUAUGCAAUCGUUUUCUAUGUUAUCAUCAUCAACCGUUCACUUCAACUCUCUCGUGAUUAUUACAAACAGUUGUCAGGUUUACGCCCGGGUUGGCUCUUAGCUAACCACCUCAAUGAUGUUUCAGAUGCUCAGUGGAGGAAUUUUCGAGGAAAUAUACCUGUUCUUACUCUUGUCUUUGGAAUUUUCACUCUUCUUGCCUACUUGAUGAAGGCUUUAUUUGAUUUAAGAGUUAGAGGAAUGUCCAUUGCGUGGCUUUUAUUUUCUUUGGCCUACUUGUCAUAUCUUCAUGGAGCAUGCAUUGCUUUUAUCCUAUCAAUAGCUACUGGUAAUUUUAUUCUUGUAAAGAUAUUUGCACAGAAGGAGUACUUUCCACUUAUAGUUUGGAGUUACAACAUUUUGUUUCUUCUCUGUAAUCGGAUUUAUGAAGGAUAUUCAUUCUCUAUAUUUGGGCAACAAUGGGCAUUUUUGGACAAUUACCGGGGCAGCUUUAGGUGGCACAUAUGCUUCAACUUUGUUGUUUUGCGCAUGAUAAGCUUUGGAUUCGAUUAUCAAUGGAUAAAUCAAGAUUCUCAUUUUGAUCAUGAGAAGCAUUAUCAACGUUGUCAUAUUUGUAAAUCCGGAAAAUCUUGCUAUCAAGUUUUACAGGAGAGAAGUCUGCCAAAUGACAGGUUUGGAUAUAUAACGUACCUUUGUUAUUUGGUAUAUGCGCCACUUUACAUCGCUGGUCCAAUACUGAGCUUCAAUGCUUUUGCCUCACAGCUAGACGUUCCUCAAAACACCAUUUCGGUUAGAAAUGUGACACUCAAUGGUUUUCGCUGGAUAUUGAGUAUUAUCCUCAUGGAAUUAAUGACUCAUUUAUUCAACUAUAAUGCCUUCGCUAAUAGUGAUUUGUGGAAGCACUUAUCGCCUAUGGACGUGUUCAUCAUUGGAUAUGGUGUAUUAAACUUCAUGUGGCUAAAAUUUUUAUUGAUCUGGCGCUUUUUCCGAUUUUGGUCACUGAUAAAUGGAAUUGAGGUUCCGGAGAACAUGCCAAAAUGCAUUAAUAAUUGCCACAACUUGGAAGGCUUCUGGAAAAAUUGGCACGCUUCCUUCAACAAGUGGCUUGUGAGGUAUAUUUACAUUCCUCUUGGGGGAUCUAAGAAAAAGCUACUAAAUGUGUGGGUUAUAUUCACAUUUGUUGCAAUCUGGCAUGAUUUAGAGUGGAAGCUUCUUUCAUGGGCAUGGUUGACGUGUAUAUUCUUCAUCCCUGAGUUAGUUUUUAAAUCAGCAGCAAAAGCUUUUCAGGCUCAAAGUUCUUUUGGAGUAUGCAUAUUUCGUGAACUCAGUGCUGUUGCUGGGGCAAUCACAAUUACUUGCCUCAUGGUGGCUAAUCUGGUUGGGUUUGUGGUUGGACCGGGAGGCAUUAACUGGCUGCUUUCUUCUUUCCUUCAGAAGGAAGGUUUGCCUGUCCUUGGCGGCAUGCUUGUGACAUUUUACGUUGGAACAAAGAUUAUGUUCCACAUUGACGAGGCAAAGCAAAGAUUGCCCUGAACUGGGACAAUUACUUUUGACCAUGUGAAAAUAUUCACUCAUUUUUAGUCCAUAUAUGGUUUAAACAUGAAUGUUAUAUUUUUUAAUUGAAUUAUAUUAAAUUAGAGUUGAAUUAAUAAAAUUAAGAAAGAAAAUGUAUUUUCAUGGAAAUGUUAAAAUCCAAGAAAGAUAAGUGUCAUACAUGC
Vigna umbellata (rice bean) is the source of this 2530-nucleotide messenger RNA. NCBI's taxonomy places the organism in Eukaryota, Viridiplantae, Streptophyta, Magnoliopsida, Fabales, Fabaceae. The record is from RefSeq and is a predicted model, not a curated record.